This is a messenger RNA of Plasmodium cynomolgi strain B, 4060 nucleotides long. RefSeq lists its product as hypothetical. The transcript is spliced from 3 exons. The record is from RefSeq and is a predicted model, not a curated record. The annotation marks the transcript as partial. NCBI's taxonomy places the organism in Eukaryota, Apicomplexa, Aconoidasida, Haemosporida, Plasmodiidae.
GCUUGCAACCAAAUAUGUGAUAAAAAACGUGAACAAAUUUUACGAAAAUGAAUUUCUGUUCAUUUUGAAAACCUUUGCUAAGAGAAGGUACAAACACUUACCCCUCCUGCAGUGUAGUAGUGAAUACUACUACUGGCUAUGUAAAAUGAAUAAAGGGUCUCAGAAGACCAUCUCACAAUACCUACAUUUGUGCAGCUUAUUGAAUUAUAUCCCAACGAGAAAAUAUAUAGAAAAAUACGUAACUGUGUUUAAUUACUGCAAGGAUGAAGUUCGAGAUGGGAGUUUCCUUUUUUUCAAUCUGAUCGAAGAGGAGAUAAAUGAAAAUCAUAAAGAUUUAAAGCAUAUAAUUUUGGUACUCUACUUUUUACACAAAGGGAAAAUAAAAAAUGAGAUAUACGACACGUUACUGCACAUGUGUUGUUAUUACGCUUGUCAUCUCUCCUUAAGGAAUACCUUUCUCCUCUUAAGGGUUGUCUUAAAUGAGGAUAAUGGGAGACCUAAUUUGGAUUACAUAAAAAAUUUACACCAAAAUUUUGAGAGACAUCUAGACUCAAUGACUCAGGAUGACUUUUCCACUUAUGUGAAUACUCUCCUACAGAACCAUGUCCACUUGGAACUUUUUUUUAUUUGUUAAAUGGAAUUAUCCCCCAAUUCUGUACUCUCCAUUUUGAAACUCCUAAAAAGGAAAAAAUUUAAGGAAACAGUUAUUUUAAAAAAAGUAGUGAAUGUGAUUGAAAGGAACUUCUACCAUUACACUUAUGCAGAUGUGGUGUAUGUCGUUAAGAUACUAACCUUUUUAAACCAUUUCGAUGAGUCUUUUUUUUAUUUCCUCUUUGAAAAAUUUUUGCCUCCUAUGGGUAGUACUUUACCCACUGCGACUUUAGUCUCAACGUGGGGAGACAAACCUGGGGGGGGAUUCCCUACUUAUAAAGCGAUACACACAUAUGAUGAGGAGCGACUUUCCUGUGGACAGCCCUACUGGAAUGCAGUUAGAAAGGAACAUCUCAAAAAGGUAGAUGAACAGGAGAAGGACCCCCUGUUAGGUCCUGUCAAUUUUUUUAGCCAAGUACCACAGAGGAAGGGACCCAUCCACGAACUGUCACAUUUACCCCUACAUUUGUAUGAACAAAAAGUCAAAAUGAAGAUAGACUCUUGUAAUAUAAUUAGAGAGGAAGAACAGAUAGGAAAAGACAAACACAUGAGGGAAGUCUCCUUCAGUUUGCAGUAUCUUGAAAUGUAUCUCAAUUUGUUUGUCUACAUGGGGACAUGCGGACAUAGGGACUACGACAUGCUACUCCGCUUAUCUCAGAUCAUUCGCCUGUGUUUGCUUGCCGGGGGGGGACCCCUUCCCGAACAGGGUAGCUCCGAUAUUGCCGUUACCACCUCUACCGGAGGUAGCGGCCAUGUUACUCAGCAGGCUAGCCGAUUUCAUAGCAACCUGAGGAAGAGAGCCGAACCCCAAUUUGUGUGCUUCCACGACGCCAUUCAGAAAAAUAAAAAGGAGGAUAACUUUUUUUCACGUGACGGAGGAAGUGUUGUCAAACUGAGUAGAGGGGCAGGUUACUCUCCCCCACAGCUAAAGUGCCACAAAAAAAGCAAUGCUAAUAUCCGCCCUUCAAAUGAAGAGACUUCAGAUGUCAGUCAAGGCAGCUCUGCUGACAACCAUGUCGCUACUCCCAUUGGGGGGGGGAAAAAAUCUUGUUUGAGAUUCUCCUACAAGGAGAGUGAAAAAAUUAAUUUUGAAAAUUUGAAAAAAAAAAAAAAAAAACAGUCAGCUUUAUUUGGCGAAGAUACAAACAAGGACAAAAAGGACAUGUCCGAUUUGAAGUACCUGAAUGUGGAAAUGUUUCGGAGGGCCAAACUGGCUCAGUUUUCUGUGGAUCUAAAGUGUGGUGUCCAGACGGGGGAUAGAAGUUGCAGCGAGUCGAUGGGGAGAGUGCAAAGGGAUUCCCUCUUGUCGAAGCAUUUCGGUGACGUUCACCCAGCUGCGAUUCGCCUUCACAACCGCAGGCUUUUCCGGAGGCACUUGGACGAGCUGCACCCAAGCGAGCGGUACACCGAGAAGGCCCCACCUAAGCCACGCGUUGGGCGCGGUCCGAAGAGCGGCCAAGAUCUACGCCUAAUACGAUACAAAGAAAUAAGAAACUUGCGCAAUGUAUGCUUGCGGAGGUACGCCCAGCUGUUCAAAGGAGAGUCACAUGAGGAAUUCCAUAUCGUAAAAACGGUGCACAAAACGGGGGAAGCCUCAGAAGAAGAUGGGACGUAUUCGUAUGAACACCCAUUCGACAUGAUUUCCGAUGGGAACCUAAUCCAUGUAGACGACUCGCUGUUUGUGGAUUACACUCUGUGUGACAAUAAGAAGAAAGUAGCCCUGCGAAAGCACAGUCACUUGGUACGGAAGAGCAACCAAAUGACGCGCAAGGAGUACGCCAAGGAAGGUGCAACAAAGGAGGAGCAACAGUGGAGAGAAAACAACCCUAGUGGAGAUUUACUCAAGUGGUUGUACAGAUAUAAAAACUGUUUGAAUUUAUUCCCGAAUGAGAAGAACAGCGAUAUUCACCUCAUCGAUGGGGACAUAAAGCAGUUGGGGGAGUGUCUACAGAAGUGGUACCAGGAGAGUGGAGCCAAAACGGCAAGCAGGACAGAGCAGCAGACGGGAAAAGGAAAAAGAAAAGCCCCAAUAAGUCUUAAGCAAAUUGCGCUGAUUACCAACUCGUGCAGUAAUUUGUACCAUUUUGAUAAAAACCUCAUUGAUGUGCUUCUCUCCCUCGUGUCGGAUUUGUUCCGUUCCUUUUACGCAGUGCAAAUUUUAGAUGAACAAAAAUUAUUUGACUCAGACUCCAAAGAAUUGCACACAUGUCCUACCUCAGGAAGAGAGACCUAUCAGUGUAUGUACCGUUUUACCAAAGUGUGGAGUUUUUUAACGGUGUGUAUUCAAAUAAACCGUAUCGUGAGGAACGUCUUAUCGUUGGAUCAUCGACAUGAAGCAGUUACUAAGUUAGUGCAUCUAUUUAGCAGUCCUUAUUUCCUACUGAACUUAAAUCAUCUCAUAUAUGUCGUGAAAAAGAUGGAUUAUUUAUCGAAACAAAUGGAGAGACCCUCCUUAAUAAAAAGGUUCCUCCUGCAGUACGUAGAUAUUUCGCUAUUUACGAACAUAUUUUUCUUCUUCUGCAAAAAGGUCUUCAUUUUGGUGACCACCAGUUCUGCUGAUUUGGUGACGGAGCAUUUGAAGCCUUUUCACACGUUCACCUACUCGAUGCUAACCCUCCACAGGGACUACACCCGUCAGUGGGUUAACCACUCUGAAGAGUUGAGUUCCACACCGUUCGAGGGAGUGUCUCUUCGAAGAAACAUCGAAGAUACGACGUUCCUGCAGUGCAUCAAUUUUUACGUUAUGUUCGUUUGUGCCACUUAUCCCGGAUGGGGGGAAAAAAUAAGAGAUGCAUCCCCGCGGUUGGGGAGAGAGCACUGUUCCCAUUUGGGAACAAGCAGCGGGGUUACAGAUGAGCAUAGUGGUAAAAGUGGGCAAACCUGCGAAGCAAUUCGAGUUGGGUGCCCCCACGAUACUGGCCAGCACUCUGACAUGUGCGCCAUUUUGGCCCUAUCGCUUAGGUAUAUAAAAUUAUUGAGCUGCGCGAGGGAUUUUCCCCCCGCGCGUAGUGGCAAACGCGAGGACCCCACGCGGAUGCACACGAGCAGGCAAACGUGCACGAACACACACACGAAGGUGCGCAUGAACACACACACGAAGGUAUGCAGCAACGCGCACAGGCAACUGCUCCCCGCUCUGCAGUUUUACUACCUGCUCAGAAGGAGCGUUCGGAAGGGAAAUCCAACGAACAUAAAUGAGGAAACCCUCCCCGAUUUUUUCCCCGCGUUUAUCAUUAAAUGGUUGAACCAGGAGGGGGUGAAGGAAGUACCCAUCCACGAGCUCUUCCCCGUGGGCCACCUACAGCAUCGCCGACCGGAAGGCACCCCGCCGGUGGACACCUCCACGCCUAGCUCUCACGUCGAUACAACGCUUUACUAUUAUUUCUUCAAUUUUUUUUUUUUAAGAAGC